Messenger RNA from Myxocyprinus asiaticus (Chinese sucker), 2138 nucleotides. RefSeq names its product stAR-related lipid transfer protein 5-like. The coding region runs from base 421 to 1050 and encodes 209 amino acids. The record is from RefSeq and is a predicted model, not a curated record. NCBI's taxonomy places the organism in Eukaryota, Metazoa, Chordata, Actinopteri, Cypriniformes, Catostomidae. Gene Ontology annotation, molecular function: lipid binding. The transcript is spliced from 6 exons.
UGGUUCUUACUGUAAAUUAUGGAAUAAUAUUUGUAGCAUAAGACGAGUUGUUAUCUAUUUUUAAAACCACGUUUAAUCCAUCUUGAUCGCGCAUGCAUAAUCGAAGAGUUGCGUUCAUAUCUGUACAACUGUAUCAAUAAUUAUCUGUCGUCGCCGGUCGGUCACGAUGACAGUGUGACCAUCUUUAACUAAUGAAUGAAUUGGAAACAUUUGUACUGUUACACUAGAAGCUGACGGAUUUAACAGUGGUUGUAGUGUCAGUUUAUGGAAAUUGGACGUACUUCGCGUGACAAUCGACGGUCGACGGUUUUAAUUUGAGAAUAUUAGUAGGUUGCAGCCAGUCGCGCAUGAUACAAAGAUCUAAAUACAUGUGGUGUUAAGGAACAAAAAAUAAAAUUAUAAAGGGUAGUUUGCAUCGUCAUGGAUUAUAUAGAUACGGCCAGAUCAGUUGAAGAUCGUCUUGCGAGCUACAGAAAAGACGAAUCCGGAUGGAAAAUAUGCAAGAAAACUAAUGACGUCGUGGUGUAUUGGCGACCCUCUUGUGAAUUUCCGGGGAAUGUGUAUAAGGGGGAGGGGAUUGUCAGUGGCAGUCCAGAGAAAGUAUGGGACUGCUUGAAACCUGAAAUCAAUGGACUUCGUGUGAAAUGGGACGCAAAUAUAAAAAAGUUUGAGCUACUUGAGCAGGUGUCUGGGGACAUUAUGGUCUGUCGAACUGCAACUCCAUCAGCAGCUAUGGGUAUUAUAUCGCCUCGAGACUUUGUCGAUGUCAUUUCCAUCAAGCACGAUGAGGACGGCACAGUGUCAUCAAAUGCUACCAAUGUAUGCCAUCCAAACUGUCCUCCGCAACCAAGGUACGUCAGAGGCUUCAAUCACCCAUGUGGCUGUACUUGUGUUCCAGUUCCUGGUGAGCCAGGAAAAACGCAGCUGUUCAGCUUUUUUCAGACUGAUCUUGGAGGUUUGCUUCCCCGCUCAGUUGUUGAUUCGUUUUUCCCCACAAGUAUGGUGGAGUUUUACAGCAACCUGACCAAAGCAGUGAAAUCGCUGAAAUAGCACUAAUGACACUUUCUAGAGAAUAUUCCCCUUUAAUCUUAAAUCAGAACAUUUUGAUGAAUUGAUGAAUUUGAUGCACCCAGCAUUUAAUCAUGCUUUAGUGGAAAGUGAAAUCGACUUCAAAUAUAUUCUUGAUUCUUCUAGUAGUCCACUUGUGCCCAAAUACACAGACACCAUUUUAUCGGGAGUACUGUUUUGUUUACCACUAAACUCAUAUUCUGAUAGCUAGCGAUUUAAAUGAAACUAUUGCACAAAUAUUGAUUCAUUUACACUGGGUCUGCAAUUCUCACACAUUCCGUUUCUGCCAUAGUUCAGGGGUGAGAACCAGUAAUAUAGCAACUAAAAUGUAUUUUAUUCAAUUUUAGCAUUUUGUACCUUUCAUUAUGGAGACCCAGAUGUUGACUUUAUAUUUUAGACAUCAACUUUUAGAAUUACAGUCUUAAUAUUGAGAUUAAUUAUCUUACUUUGAAAAUUCAGAUUUUAUUUGAUUAAUUGACCUCUUGUUAGGUGCUCAAAUUUGACUAUAUAGGUACAUCACAACCAUUACUAUAUUUAAAUAGUGAUAUUAUAGAUCAUAAAGGCUUCGGCAAAUUAAUGUUUCCUGGCAGACUAGUAUCUCUAGAAAUAUUUGAAGAAUUCCAUUUGCUGCUGUACUUUGUUUACAUAUGUGAUUUUAUGUACUGUACGUUCAAGACUGACAAAAAGGCUAGAACAAUCAUGACAAAGUUAUAUGAUUGAGCGCUGUUAAGAAAGAUGAUUUAAAAGGAACAGAUAGAACAGAUAGAUAGGAUGUUCACCAUUAAGCAUUGAAUUGAGAAUGCCUUUUAAUUUCAUUUCAAUUCCAGAUUUUUUAAUUGAAUAGUUAGAUGCAGAAUUGCACAUCGAAUUUGAAUUUUAGGAAGUAGAAUUAAAAUGGAAUGAAAUGCAAAGAAUUUCAGAAAACUGCCCUAAAUGUUUUAAUAAUACAUUCCAUUUUACAGGAUGAAUUACCCAUAAACCUGUUAACAUACAAUAUUUGGGUGAUGCCCAUUAACAUAAUAUUAAGAUCAUAUUAUGACUCCAAACAUAUUAAUUUAAUAAUCAACUGU